Bursaphelenchus xylophilus (pine wood nematode) is the source of this 3118-nucleotide messenger RNA. The record is from the annotation of a GenBank genome assembly. Lineage: Eukaryota; Metazoa; Nematoda; Chromadorea; Rhabditida; Aphelenchoididae.
AUGGUCCAACAAGAGUCGACGUUGACGGCUCGUGUCGAUGAUAAUGAAAAGAAACCAGGAGAUAAAGCUCCAGCCAAGAAGAAGGAUGCCAAGGAGGAGAAGAAUGAGAUGGUAAGGAAGCUUACGCGUUUAUGAUGAUUUAUAUUUAGACAGAAGAAGACAAAAAACUUCAAGAAGAUCUGAACAUGCUUGUAGAGAGACUUUCCGAAUCUAAUCAGGAAUUAUAUCUGCCUUCAUUGGAGACAAUGAGAGGUUUGAUCAAGGCUUCUACAACCUCGAUGACAUCUGUUCCCAAACCAUUGAAAUUUAUGUUGCCUCAUUACAAUAAGAUGAAAGAAAAUUACGAAAAGAUGAAGGACUCUCCAGCUAAGGUAGGUUUUUUAAUCUUAUUUUUGACGUCCUUUAAAAAGCACUCAUCUUCUGGUUUCAGAAAUUAUGUGCUGAUAUUAUCUCCGUAUUGGCCAUGUGUUCUGAUGACAAGAAUAGUUGCAUUAAUUAUCGACUAAAGGGAAGUUUCGAACCAAUUGGAGAUUGGGGGCAUGAAUAUGUAAGACAUUUGUCAAUGGAGAUGGCCGAGGAAUGGAGAGCGUAUUCCGAUGGAACACCUAAAAGCACGGAAAGAAGGAACGAGUUGAUCAAGUUGGUGAAAGAGAUCGUCGCCCACAAUAUGAAACACAAUGCUGAAGUCGAAGCCUGUGAUUUGUUAGUGGAGAUUGAGAGGCUCGACUUGCUUCUCGAUUUUGUUGAUGAUGAGGAUCACAAUCGAGUGUGUUUAUACUUAUUGAGGUGAGUAGAGUACCAUUAUUAUGAUUGUUGUUUUUAGUUGUGCGCCUUUAACCCCAGAUCCAGACAACCAGAUCUUAAUUAAGACUGCCAAGGAUCUUUUCAUGAAAUUCAACAAACCGUUUGAUGCCCUUCGUUGUGCCAUCAUUCUUAAUGAUAUUGAAUUGAUCCGAAACAUUUUCUUGAAUUGCAAAGACGCGUAAGUUCCUAACCUUUAUUCAUUUUAGAUUAAUUUAGGCUAAUUCAAAAGCAAAUGGCCAUCCUCCUUGGACGUCAUCAGAUUUUCUUGGAAUUGGAAGGAAAACCAAAUGGAGAGGUUCUAGCUCCCUUGAAUGCCAACACCCAUCUGUGUCAAUAUUUUCAUUCUUUGGCCCGAGAAUUAGAUAUUAUGGAACCUAAAACCCCUGAAGGUAUCUACAAAGCCCAUCUGGAACAAACCCGGCCUUUCUCUUCGUCGACCAGUUCCGACAGCAGCCGUUUGAAUCUCGCUGCUUCUUUUGUGAAUGGAUUUGUGAACAGUGGAUUCGGUGUCGACAAGAUGUUAGCCGAGACUGACUCGGCUAAUCGUUGGUUCUGCAAGAACCGCGAGUACGGAACCUUCUCAGCUGCUGCCAGUCAAGGUCUUAUUUACCGUUGGGACAUCGAUAAGGGAUUGACCCAGUGCGAUCGCUUCCUUUAUGUGAAUGACGAUUAUAUUAGAGUAAGUGAUGGUUUUUAUUGAUUGAUUUCCAUUUAGGCCGGCACUUUGUUGGCCAUCGGUAUUAUCUCGUCUGGUGUCCAAGAUCCCUGCGACCCUGCCUCCGCCCUGUUGAUGGACCACGUUCACAGUGAAAGAAUCCCAAUGAGAAUUGGUUCAGUUCUUGGUCUGGGUCUUGCAUAUGCCAACUCAAAACGAGAAGCAGUUGUGAAGGAGGAGGAAGGUGGAGUGAUCUUUGAGUUGAAGAAGGUCCUCAGCGACUCCAAGCCAUCGGCCACCAGUGAAAUCAAAGGAUUGGCCGGACUCUCACUCGGAUUUAUUUUGGUCGGAACCGGAGAUCAUACUGUAGCCAUGGAGAUGCUCCAAAUUCUGAUGGAACGGUCCGAAGGUGAACUGAAUGAUCCUAACAUGAGAUUCUUGGCUUUGGGAAUUGCACUAAUCUUUUUGGGAACCCAAGAAAAGAGCGAAGUCUUUGUCGAGAGUCUCCGAUCUCUUCCUGAGCCUUUCGGCAGCAUGGUUUCUACUUUGGUUGAUGUGUGUGCUUAUGCUGGAACUGGCAACGUCUUGAAGAUCCAGAAAUUACUUCACAUCUGCUCUGAACAUUAUGAGACCAAUGAACCAAAGAAGAAGGUAUGUUAUGUGCCUGUGGUUUUAUACCUUUUUAGGACAAACGAGGUGACAGAGAAGAAAAGAAGAAAGAUGAGAAGAAGUCCGACAAACCAGAUCUCUCUUCCCAACAGGCUGUUGCCGUUCUCGGUAUUGGUUUGAUUGCCAUGGGAGAAGAAGUAGGAAGUCAGAUGAGUUUGAGAGUCUUCGGACAUCUGAUCAGAUAUGGAGAACCAGUCAUCAGAAGAGCCGUUCCACUUGCCUUGGCUUUAAGCAGUGUGUCGAACCCGCAACUGAAUAUCCUCGAGACUCUUAGCAAAUUUAGUCAUGACGCUGAUGCCGAUACCGCCCACAAUGCCAUAUUUGCCCUGGGAUUGGUAGGUGCUGGAACUAACAAUGCUCGGUUGGUGGGAAUGCUGAGACAAUUGGCUUCGUAUCAUCAUAAGGAUCAGACCUCUCUGAUGUUGGUCAGAUUGGCCCAAGGAAUGACGCACAUGGGUAAAGGAACGAUGACUUUGAACCCCUUCCACAGUGAUCGACAACUCAUGUGUCCAGCUGCCGUCGCUUCUCUUUUCUCCGUCUGUUUUGCCUUCUUGGAUGCUAACAACAGUAAGUAAUUUAUAAAAAUCGAAAUAUUGUUUAGGUGUGCUCAAUAACCGACAACAUUACUUGUUGUUCAACCUGGUUUUGGCCAUGCAACCUCGACUGCUGAUUACGCUGGUUGAAGAUGAAACAGACCCAAAUAAACUGAAGCAGGUCAACGUGUCCGUUCGAGUGGGUCAAGCGGUGGAUGUUGUGGCUCAAGCGGGUAAACCCAAGACGAUCACUGGGUUCCAAACUCACACAACCCCUGUUCUGUUGGCCUAUGGUGAACGUGCAGAACUGGCAAACGAUGAAUGUAAGCUAAAUGAAUUACUUAAUUUCAUAUUAUAACGUUUUGCAGACAUCGCUCUAACUCCGUAUCUGGAAGGUCUGGUGAUACUCAAGAAGAAUCCCGAUUCAGAACUCAACAAACCGCAGAAGCCCAAAUGA